Molecule: messenger RNA, 4152 nt
Organism: Microstroma glucosiphilum
Lineage: Eukaryota; Fungi; Basidiomycota; Exobasidiomycetes; Microstromatales; Microstromataceae
Product: putative Leptomycin B resistance protein pmd1
Exons: 1
Coding region: 1-4152 (1383 amino acids)
Biological process (GO): transmembrane transport
Cellular component (GO): membrane
Molecular function (GO): ABC-type transporter activity; ATP binding; ATP hydrolysis activity
Source: RefSeq, a predicted model, not a curated record
AUGGGCGGAACCGGUGCCGUCGCUCAACCAGCACCCCUAGACGGACCUUCCCUCGGCGCACAGGCGCUCACUCCAGCUCAAGACCUCCAGGCCGAAGGGACGACACGGUCUCUACACCCCUCGCCACCCUCAAGUAGUACAGGUCAGACGGCACACUCACCCUCAUCCACGCCCCCGGUGGGGACAGAAUCAGAAGCCGAUGUUCUACCACCGCAAGGCGACGUUGGCUCGUCAGCGGAAGGCGCCUCCUCGUCGGACCCAGAGAAGGAUGGAAGGGACCACUCACUUGCGGAAGGCAGCAGUUUCGACGAAGACGAAGACGAUCACGAAGAUGUAUACCGAGCUUCAUUUUACGACGUCUUCAUCAGGUUCGCAAGCAAGACUGAUCUAGCCAUGAAUAUCAUUGGCUUGGUCGCUGCUGCCGCUGCUGGAUCUUCUCAACCCCUAAUGACAAUCGUCUUCGGAGAUCUCACCACUGCCUUCUUGCAGUACUCGUACUCCCUCACCGAAGGCCCAGAGGCUCAGGCUGCCGCCUCGGCCAAGCUCAAAGGCGACGUGGGACACGAUGCUCUUCUCUUGGUCUACAUUGGUAUCGGAAUGUUUGGCGCCACCUACAUCUACUCUGCUGCUUGGGUCUACACUGGAGAAGAAAUCACCAGGAGGAUACGAGAGGCUUUUCUGGCUGCUACACUACGUCAAGACAUUGCCUACUUUGACAAGAUUGGUGCUGGUACGAUCACCACGCGACUGCAGUCGGAUACGCAUCUCAUUCAAGAAGGAAUCAGCGACAAAGUUCCCAUGAGCGUGAUGUUCGUCUCGACCUUUGUCACGGGAUUCGUCGUCGCCUACAUCAAGAGCUGGAAGUUGGCCCUCGCCCUCACCUCCAUUGUUCCAUGCAUCAUCAUUGCAGGAGCUGUCAUGAACGUCUUUGUCUCUCGCUUCCACCAGAUGGAGCUCGAGUACGUCGCUUACGGAGGGUCGCUCGCUGAGGAAGCUCUGAGUACAGUGCGCACAGCAAAGGCCUUUGGUGCUGAGUCUCGCCUGGUGGACUUGUACAAUGAGUCGAAUGCUCUGACUACAAAGCAAGGAACGAAGAAAGCCAUCGUUCAAGGCUUUGGUCUUGGCAUCUUUUUCUUCAUCAUCUAUUCGGGAUAUGCUCUGGCCUUUUACUUUGGCUCGAAGCUCAUUGCCAGCGGAGAGAUCAACACGGGAGUGGUCGUGAACGUCAUCUUUUCGAUCCUGAUCGGUGCCUUCAGCAUGGCCAUGCUCGCACCAAAUGCCCAGGCUGUGUCCUUCGCCUUUGCUUCAGCCGGCAAGAUCAUCUCCACCAUCGACCGUGUACCGCAGAUCGAUUCUGCAUCGCCUGAGGGUCUCAAGCCCAGCUCCUGCGAGGGUGUUAUUGAGCUGCGCAACAUCGACUUCCGCUACCCAUCCCGCAAGAAUGUUCAGGUCCUCUUCAAUUUGUCUCUUGUGAUUCCGGCAGGCGAGACCACUGCCCUCGUUGGAGCGUCCGGAUCGGGCAAGAGCACCAUCGUGGGUCUCGUCGAGAGGUUCUAUGACCCAGAGGCCGGUCAAGUGUUCUUGGACGGUCAUGACAUCAAGGAUCUCAAUGUCACCUGGCUCAGGUCGCAGAUUGCUCUCGUCAGCCAGGAGCCCACACUGUUCGCUUCCUCCAUCCGAGACAACAUCCUGCAUGGUCUGAUCAACCGCUCUCAACACCAUGCCGAUGCUGAGAAGAAGGCUGAGCUUGUCAUUGAGGCUGCCAAACAAGCAAAUGCUCAUGACUUUAUUACCCAGCUGCCCAACGGAUACGAGACGAUGGUCGGCGAGCGUGGCUUCCUCCUUUCUGGGGGCCAGAAACAGCGCAUUGCUAUUGCACGUGCCAUCGUAGGAAACCCGAAGAUCUUGCUUCUGGAUGAGGCUACAAGUGCUUUGGACACACAGAGCGAGUCGCUCGUGCAGGACGCACUGCACAAGGCAGCUCAAGGACGAACGACGAUCACCAUUGCCCAUCGACUGUCGACCAUAAGAGACGCUGAAAACAUCGUAGUCAUGGGCAAGGGAGAGAUUCUCGAGCAAGGUACUCACAAUGGCUUGGUCGCCAAGAAUGGAGCCUAUGCGUCUCUCGUCAGCGCUCAGAAGAUUGAAGGCAUCAGGGCUGAUGGGGAACCUGUCGAAGCCAUCGCCGAGACGGAGCAGGCACAGAUGGAAGAGACCCUCGCGGCAGCAAAGAGCCGUCCCGAGAUGCCUGCGGGACUUGAUCGCACGACCUCAAAGAAGAGUAUUGCUAGUCUCGUCCUGGGACGACGCGCCGACGAAGAGGCUGGCAGGAAGGAACAUCAGAUGGGAACACUCAAAUGUCUCUGGCGUCUGAUGGUCAUCAACCGCGAGUAUGCAUUUACCCUCUACCUGCCCUCGCUCAUCUGCUCCAUUGCCAGCGGUGCUGUCUACCCGGCAUUCGCGAUCGUCAUGGGCAAGGCUCUAGGGGACUUUGCCCUCUGUGCUGACGCUAGCGGUGGCUCUUGUGCUGAGCCAGGUCGAAGCGAGAUGCGCACUGCGUCGGAUCACAAUGCCCUCUACAUGUUCAUCAUCGCUCUGUUGGCUUCUAUCGCCAUUGUGAUUCAGACGACCUUUAUGAUGUACGCCGCCAGUGUGCUCCUAGAGCGCCUCAGGAGGAAGGUGCUCCGAGCUUUCCUGCGAGCCGACUGCGCCUUUUUCGAUCAGGACGACGUCUCCAGCGGAUCUCUUACGAACUCCCUAGCUGACAAUGCACAAAAGAUCAACGGACUGGUCGGCGUCACACUCGGCACCAUCGUUCAGUCUCUUGCCACGCUCGUAGUCGGAUUUACCGUCGCUCUGGCAUAUGGCUGGAAAUUGGCUCUGGUCUGCAUUGCUUGCACGCCACUGACACUGUCUGCCGGAUUCGUGCGUCUCAAGCUUGUCGUCCUUAAGGACGCCAAGAUCAAGAAGGCACACGAUGCCUCGGCACAACGGGCUUGCGAAGCUGCAGCUGCCAUCCGCACAGUUCAAAGCCUGACACGAGAGGUGGACUGUCUUGACAUUUACAAGGAGGCCCUGGUCGCUCCAGGUCUCAUCUCCAGGAAUGCCGCUUUUGUCUCUAACAUCUUCUAUGCCGUCAGUCAGGCUCUCUCUUUCGGUGUCAUUGCUCUCGGUUUCUGGUAUGGAUCAACGCUGCUGAUCAAUGGCGAGUACACUUCUGCAAGCUUCUUCACCGUCCUCACAGCUGUCGUCUUUGGAUCGAUUCAGGCCGGCAACGUCUUCAACUUUGUGCCAGACAUUUCGAACUUCCACAAUGCGGCCUCUGACAUGAUCAACAUGCUCGACAAUGUCCCUGAGAUUGACUCUGAGUCGACCGAGGGAGAAGUCCUGAGAAAGGUCACCGGUAACAUUCGUUUGGAGGGUGUUCACUUCAGAUACCCUACACGACCUACUGUCCGAGUGCUACGAGGACUGGACUUGGACAUCAAGGCUGGACAGUACGUAGCACUGGUUGGACCAUCUGGAUGCGGCAAGUCGACCACGAUUCAGCUCCUGGAGCGCUUCUACGACCCUCAGGGUGGUUCAGUCAAGAUCGACGGUCACGAUCUGCGCGAUCUGAACCUCAAGGCCUUCCGACGUCAUGUGGCCUUGGUCUCGCAGGAGCCUACUCUAUACGAUGGAACGAUUGCCUGGAACCUGAGUCUGGGCGCAUUUGAGGACGCUGACAAGGUGACCAUGGAGGACAUGCGUCGUGCCUGCGCCCAAGCCAACAUUCUGCAAUUCGUUGAGUCCCUGCCCGACGAGUUCGAGACGGAGGUGGGUGGCAAGGGUACUCAGCUCUCGGGUGGUCAGAAGCAGCGAUUGGCCAUUGCGCGAGCUCUGAUUAGGAAUCCCAAGAUUCUCCUGCUGGACGAAGCCACCUCAGCUCUGGACUCUACGAGUGAAAAGGUGGUGCAGCAGGCACUGGACGCCGCUGCCAAGGGUCGCACGACGAUUGCCAUUGCGCACAGACUGAGCACCAUCUCAAAGGCGGACCGCAUCUAUUGCUUAAAGGAUGGAGUGGUGGGCGAGUCGGGGACGCACAACCAGCUCAUGGCACUCAAUGGCAUCUAUGCCAACUUGGUGCGGUUGCAGGACCUACAGCCAGUCUGA